AUGUUUGACUCCACCACGCUGACAAUUGACUUGAAGCAAUUGAUGAUGAGGCUAGAUAAUCCAAUAUGUUUGAAACUCGCUGCCCGUCGACUCUCUUCUCUAAUACAUAAACUCCUUUUAGGUCCACUUCGUUCAAGUAUCUGUACACUUUUCCCUCUAGAAUUGUGAAUAGCGGUGAAAACAUAUUGUACAACCUUUUUUACAUACAUAUAUACCAAUGUCGCCAACCAACAAGAAAUUCCCUUCACCCCGCACCCAAUGGUAACAGGAAGGAGCAGACCGACCCCGACCGGUAG
Molecule: messenger RNA, 296 nt
Organism: Periconia digitata
Lineage: Eukaryota; Fungi; Ascomycota; Dothideomycetes; Pleosporales; Periconiaceae
Source: the annotation of a GenBank genome assembly